Molecule: messenger RNA, 957 nt
Organism: Fonsecaea monophora
Lineage: Eukaryota; Fungi; Ascomycota; Eurotiomycetes; Chaetothyriales; Herpotrichiellaceae
Exons: 3
Coding region: 1-957 (318 amino acids)
Cellular component (GO): cytoplasm
Molecular function (GO): gluconokinase activity
Source: RefSeq, a predicted model, not a curated record
AUGUCCGACUAUGAUAUGUCCAACUAUGAUAUGUCCGAUGAUAGACUCGGCUAUGAGUAUCCCGCCAAUGGUAUCCUGCUCUUCAAACAAGCCAGUCUGAGACUAGCUCCAAUCUUUGCCAUCCGGCAGAUGGACUCUCACCCUGCUACAAACAGGGCGAAAGAUGCCAUCGUUAGGCAAUCUACGGCAGGCAGGAAGCUGCUCAGGUUAGGCGAUUUUCGCCUGCCACCUAUUACACCGAUUUAUAAAGAUACAUCGUCUUUCGUUGCCGCCAUAAUGUUGUCUGCUGGGAGAGCACCAGCAGAGACAUCUUCUCUCUUACGCUUCAGAACAGCCCUACAUACUGAUCUCGUCGGUGACUUAAUGCCCAAACCGAGUCAGCCGCCCAAAGUCGAGACGAUUUUUGUAGUCGGUGGUCCGGCAGGCUGUGGGAAGACCACUGUUGCUUCGUACCUAUCCCGAGAACUCGGCAUUCCAUAUCUUGAGGGAGAUGACUACCACACUCCGGCCAACAAAUUCAAGAUGGGCAACUCAAUACCGCUGAACGAUGGUGAUCGAUGGGACUGGCUUAUUACCCUCCGCAACGCAGCCACCAAAGAGCUGCAAAGAUGCAAUGCCAUCCUUGUUACCUGCUCGUUUCUGAAACGCAAAUACCGGGACGUCUUUCGGGUAGCCUCGUACAAUCAUCCGACAGUAAAAUUGCACUUCAUCUACCUCAAGGCUGAUGAGGAAAAUCUACAAGCAAGGGUCAGGACACGUGUGGGCCAUUACAUGAAGGAGAGUAUGGUACGCAGCCAGCUGGAAAGCCUUGAAGAGCCUGGGGAGGACGAAUUCGAUGUUAUCAAGUUCGACGUGCAGCGAGAUCGGGAAGUCAUCUGCAAUGACGUCCUGGCUACGGUUCGGGCAAAAUUAGAGGAGUGUACAACACCGACGAUCAAUGGUCAUGGCACCUGUUAA